AUGUCUGCAGAAGAAGACACAGGGAGUGGACAAGUCACAAGCUUGUGUGACUGGAUGUCGCAACUACCGGGUGAACUUCAUAACAUUCCUCUCCGGAGUCUGGCCAUACCAGGAAGCCACGACUCAAUGAGCUAUGAUUUGGACAUCAACUCCUCUAUCAUAGAGCCUGUUAACCUGAAAGGUUUGAGCAAGAUCUAUUUGGCACGUCGAAUUGUGCACAGGUGGGCAGUCACUCAGGAGGAGUCCAUCACAAAGCAACUGGAUGCAGGAGUUCGCUACUUUGACCUGAGGAUCGCUCGCAAGUCAAACGACACUGACCCGACGAGGCUUUACUUUUAUCAUGGGCUGCGUACGCGGACCGAUGUGGAGACUGUUCUUGAGAUGAUUCAUGACUGGUCAGUGGAACACCCCAAAGAGAUCCUCAUCCUGGCCUUAUCCCACUUUAAAGGGUUCAAAAAACACAAGGUAGAGCAGCUCCACAUCCACCUCAUCAGUUUCAUCAAGACCUUGUUUGGAACCAAACUUCUCCAUAGAGUGGUAAGAAAUCCAGAAUUUUGGAACAUUCCUACACUGAAGAGCUGCUGGGACUCAGGCAGAAACGUCAUAGUUUCAUAUGAUUAUUCUGCAAACCAGCACCCUGAGAUGUGGGGCAGGAUACCUUAUUACUAUGGUGAUAGUAUGGACCCUGCAGAAGUGGAAUCAAAACUCUGCCAGGGUUUGGUUCAAGGAAGGUGUUCUCAGGGUUUCUAUGUAUGUGGCUUGAACCUGACCCUGCCAGAAGAUGCCAGGAUUCUCAGGUACAUCUUCCGUCCCCGUGACAGCUUAACGAAGGUGUUAAAGAGGAGUCUGCCCAAGCUGCUGCAGUGGGUGAAACGGCAAACCAGCGAGAGACCCAACAUUGUCGCCUCGGAUUUGGUGACUCGAGACAACUUUGUCUCAACGGUUGUCCAGCUCAAUAUAUCAAAGUUGGAGAUAACCUAG
This is a messenger RNA of Limanda limanda (common dab), 981 nucleotides long. RefSeq names its product PI-PLC X domain-containing protein 1-like. The transcript is spliced from 6 exons. Lineage: Eukaryota; Metazoa; Chordata; Actinopteri; Pleuronectiformes; Pleuronectidae. Gene Ontology annotation, biological process: lipid metabolic process. The coding region runs from base 1 to 981 and encodes 326 amino acids. Gene Ontology annotation, molecular function: phosphoric diester hydrolase activity. The record is from RefSeq and is a predicted model, not a curated record.